Beauveria bassiana ARSEF 2860 is the source of this 1572-nucleotide messenger RNA. RefSeq names its product nitrogen assimilation transcription factor nirA. Lineage: Eukaryota; Fungi; Ascomycota; Sordariomycetes; Hypocreales; Cordycipitaceae. Gene Ontology annotation, molecular function: zinc ion binding; DNA-binding transcription factor activity, RNA polymerase II-specific. The record is from RefSeq and is a predicted model, not a curated record. Bases 1 to 1572 code for a protein of 523 amino acids. The transcript is spliced from 6 exons. Gene Ontology annotation, biological process: regulation of DNA-templated transcription.
AUGCCUCGCCGCCCGUCGCCAGACCGUUGUCAGUUUUGCCGAAGAAGAAAGAAAAAGUGCGACGGACAAACUCCUUGCUAUGCGUGCAAAAAGGCAAACAUUGCAUGCGUCUACGCCAUACCGCAACCCGAUGCGACUGUCGAAUCCGGAAAGCAAAAGUGUUUGAAACCGAAACCUGCAAAACCAAAGAGACCGAUUGAUACGUUGCACAAAGCCAACGGAGUGCGCAUCCCAGACAAGACAUCCAGCACAGUCAUCGGGCAUACCAGUUCCUUGCAUCCGAAAAGUGCGACAUCAUUACGGGAGGACGGCGAUCUUUAUACAAAUUCUGAAGCAGAUUCCGAGUGUUCUAUAAUACCAAGUAUCGAAUCAUCUGCAUCGCAGGGAAGUGUUUCGACAAGUGGUGCAGAAGAUUACUCAGAUAGCUCAGCUUCACCACGACCUACCCCAUACGCCUCGCCACACCUUGACUGGUCCCAAGCCCGCGUCUUGCGCGUUCUCGACAACAUCUUACAAUGGGACUGUGUUGCCUUCUGUCUCAUCGACCGUGAAAGAUUCAAGCUGGACUUGCAGACCGGCGAGACCACGUACUGCGCGCCAGCGCUCGUAAACGCUUUGCUUGCGCUGUCGGCUGUCGUGUUUCGACACAACAUCAUCGAAGAGGUCGCCAAUCGCGAAACGGGAAAGCCGGCAUGGGACGUCCUCAGCGCUACACUUGCCGGCGAAGCUAUUCACACUCUACACCGCGGCACAUGGCUGCCAGAGACGAUACCGGAAAUACAAGCCCUUGGCGUGCUGGCGCUGUACUGCGCUUGUAAUAGUUGGAAGGAAGAGAGUCGAAACUUUGCAAUGGACUUUGCCGAGGCCAUUCGGAAAUUCUGCGUUCAGAAUGCCAAUGCAGGUAGCGAGCCUACGAGUACACGGCGCAUCACGGCUAGCACAUACUGCGGCGCCAUUUCACUAAACCGGGUACUGGUACAAAUACACAGGUACAAUAUGAGUCUGCCUCCCGACUGGUACGAAGCACCCGACGGAAGUCCAGGAUGCAAAGACGGCAGAGUCGACGGUCAAAGCUGGACAGAGCAUCUGCUACGGCCGACACUUGUCAACGACGUCUUUGUUCCGGAGCCCGACGCCCGCGGAGACGAUUUAUACGUGGUCGCGGCAGAGCUAUACCAGCUGGUAGAGCAAGUUUUCAAGACGUGCUGCGUUCCAGAAAAGGACCGUACCUUUGCCGACGCCACCGUGACGUACAUUAAAGGUCUCGAAUGGUACCAAAACUUUUUCAAAUACUCCGAGGCGUAUACAGGUCGUGAGCCCCUCAUCUACUUUGUGCACACGUACUAUCACUUUUGCAUCUUGUGCUUGUUUUCGCCGUACAUGAUGGACCCGACUAUUGUCAUCAGCUGCGGGAGCCCGCCGGGCAAGAUAUGCGAGGAGGCGGCGCACAGCAUCCUGAAGCUCAUGAGGCUGCACGAUUCACUGGCCGGCGACACGGAGCCCGUUGGCUUCAUGAACUCGUUCAAGAGCGCUUCGCUCAAGUUCCUGGACAGUUAUCGAAAGAUGCAAUGA